This is a messenger RNA of Parnassius mnemosyne (clouded apollo), 576 nucleotides long. NCBI's taxonomy places the organism in Eukaryota, Metazoa, Arthropoda, Insecta, Lepidoptera, Papilionidae. The record is from the annotation of a GenBank genome assembly.
AUGACCGAGUACAAGUUAGUAGUGGUAGGGGCUGGUGGCGUAGGUAAAUCUGCAUUGACUAUACAGCUGAUACAAAACCAUUUCGUAGAUGAAUAUGACCCUACAAUAGAGGAUUCUUAUAGAAAGCAAGUUGUGAUUGACGGUGAAACUUGCCUUCUGGAUAUCUUGGAUACGGCUGGUCAAGAGGAAUACUCCGCGAUGAGGGAUCAAUAUAUGCGGACAGGUGAAGGUUUCCUGUUAGUUUUCGCAGUGAACAGUGCAAAAAGUUUUGAGGACAUUGGGUCAUACAGGGAGCAAAUCAAACGAGUGAAGGAUGCAGAAGAAGUACCGAUGGUCCUUGUAGGCAACAAGUGUGAUCUCCAGGCGUGGGCCGUGGACAUGACGCAGGCUCGAGAGGUAGCGCGAAGUUACGGUGUUCCUUUUGUAGAGACUUCAGCCAAGACACGAAUGGGCGUCGAUGAUGCCUUCUACACCUUAGUCCGAGAAAUCCGCAAAGACAAGGAGAGCCGCGGCAAAAAGUAUAGGAGAGGGAAUAAGAUCGGCUCACGGCGAAGGAUCAAGUGUGAACUACUCUAA